CAGUCUUUUAAAUACAGUCUUUUCUCUCUCGGUCUCUCCCUCCGUCACCUUCCAAUGCUCUGCUGCGCAGCAAACUCAUCGAAAACACAUCAUCGCGUUGCUGUGUAUUGAGUGUUGACCCCUUUCUCUCUCAAUUCUCAAAGGGGUCCCCAAACACACAACUUCUAAUUCUCCCUUUCUCUCUCACACACACGCACACUUGAAUUCCUCAUCUUCUUCUACGACGUCAUCAUCAUAAUAAUAAGCUAAUAAUAAAUCCUUACAAUGUCGGAGAUAGCGAACACAGAUCCCGAGGGGGUCGACGGAGUGCGGAUGACGUGGAACAUAUGGCCAAGCACGAAGGUCGAAGCGAGCAAGUGCGUGAUCCCACUCGCCGCCACAAUCUCCAUCAUACGCCCUCACACGGACAUCCCCCGCCUCCCAUACUCCCCGUUACGCUGCAAAACCUGCACCUCCGCCCUCAACCCCUUCUCGCGCGUCGACUUCACCGCCAAGAUCUGGAUCUGCCCCUUCUGCUAUCAGCGCAACCGCUUCCCCCCUCACUACUCCCAAAUUUCCGAAACCAACCUCCCCGGUGAGCUCUACCCUCAGUACACUACCAUCGAGUACACCGUCCCAACCGUCUCGUUAGACCCCGCUUCCCUAACGCACUCACAGGCGCCUCCGCCGCCUCCUCCGCCGGUCUUUGUAUUCGUCCUUGAUACCUGUAUGAUCGCUGAGGAAUUGGAAUUCGCAAAGUCCGCCCUCCGGCAGGCGAUCGAGCUGCUCCCGGAUAAUGCUCUCGUCGGAUUCGUGUCGUUCGGGACGCAGGUGCAGGUCCAUGAAUUGGGAUUCAGUGAUAUGUCUAAAGUUUAUGUGUUCCGUGGAGCGAAGGAGAUUUCCAAGGACCAGAUUUUGGACCAGCUGGGACUUGGAAGGGUGCCUCAGAAGGGAUUGGCGCAGGGCGGCCCCGGUGGUUUCGUUCCGGCUUCCUCUGGCGUUUCGCGGUUCUUGCUGCCUGCUUCGGACUGCGAAUACACUCUCAAUUCGCUACUAGAUGAGUUGCAGACUGACCAAUGGCCUGUCCCACCAGCCAGUCGUCCAGCACGGUGCACUGGUGUGGCUUUGAGUGUUGCGGCGGGUUUGCUUGGUGCUUGUAUUCCUGGGACAGGGGCUAGAAUCAUUGCGUUGGUUGGAGGUCCUUGCACUGAAGGACCUGGCACGAUUGUGUCAAAGGAUCUAUCUGACCCAGUGCGUUCUCAUAAAGAUCUUGAUAAAGAUGCAGCUCCAUACUUUAAGAAGGCAGUCAAAUUUUAUGAGAGUAUUGCCAAACAGCUGGUUAGCCAGGGUCAUGUUUUAGAUCUUUUUGCCUCUGCACUUGAUCAGGUUGGAGUUGCGGAAAUGAAAGUCGCAGUUGAAAGAACUGGUGGCCUUGUUGUCUUGUCUGAAAGUUUUGGUCAUUCAGUCUUUAGGGACUCUUUUAAGCGCGUUUUUGAGGAUGGGGAACAAGCUCUUGGUCUCUGUUUCAAUGGUACCCUCGAGGUAAAUUGUUCAAAGGAAAUCAAAAUUCAGGGAAUAAUUGGACCUUGCACAUCAUUGGAAAAGAAAGGGCCUUCUGUUGCUGACACUGUAAUAGGAGAGGGGAAUACAACAGCAUGGAAGAUGUGUGGUCUUGACAAGAGUACGUGCUUGACAGUGAUGUUUGAUCUUUCAUCAAGUGACCGGUCAAACACACCAAAUGCUGCCAACCAACAGCUGUACCUGCAGUUUCUUACAAGCUACCAGAGCCCAGAUGGUCAAUUAGUGCUUCGAGUCACAACAGUAACUAGAAGAUGGGUAGAUAGUUCUGUUAGCACUGAGGAACUGAUUCAAGGAUUUGACCAAGAAACUGCUGCCGUGGUAAUGGCUAGAUAUGCUUCUUUGAAAAUGGAGACUGAGGAAGCAUUUGAUGCCACACGGUGGUUGGAUCGAUACCUCAUUCGCGUCUGUUCUAAAUUUGGUGACUAUCGCAAGGAUGAUCCAUCAUCUUUUACAUUAAACCCUGCAUUUUCACUCUUCCCCCAAUUUAUGUUUAAUCUGCGGCGGUCACAGUUUGUACAGGUUUUCAACAACAGUCCAGAUGAGACUGCCUACUUCCGCAUGUUGUUAAACAGAGAAAAUAUUAGUAAUGCUGCUGUCAUGAUUCAGCCAUCGCUAAUAUCAUAUUCAUUCAAUUCACUACCUGGCCCUGCCUUAUUAGAUGUAGCAUCCAUCGCUGCAGACCGCAUUCUGUUGUUAGAUUCAUAUUUUAGUGUGGUAAUUUAUCACGGGAUGACAAUAGCUCAGUGGCGCAACUUGGGAUACCAGAACCAACCAGAACACCAGGCAUUUGCACAACUAUUACAAGCUCCACAUCAUGAUGCCCAAAUGAUAAUUAGAGAACGUUUCCCUGUUCCUAGAUUGGUAGUGUGCGAUCAACAUGGUUCCCAGGCUAGAUUUUUAUUAGCGAAGCUGAAUCCAUCAGCAACAUAUAAUAAUGCACACGAGAUGGCUGCGGGUUCAGACAUAAUCUUCACUGAUGAUGUGAGUCUUCAAGUUUUCUUUGAGCAUCUCCAAAGGCUGGCUGUCCAAUCUUAACGGCACAUAUCAGGACAUACUGACAGUUCAUGGGUUUUGGAAUUCAUACUAAGGAAUUGAACAAUGAUGUAAGUCCUGCAUCGCGCUGUUGUGCUGUUGUAUUCAGUCAUUUUUCCUUUCUUUCCUCUGUUCUUCAUGAAGAUAAGGUUCAAGAAUUUGGAGAAGGUAAGGAAUAUCUCAGAAAUAUGUAGGGUUUUGGUGGGGUUGAAUAAAGACAGGCAUGUAUAUAUUGAGUUUGAGAUAUUGCGCAAAAAAAAAAGGAUAUAAAAAUGAGUUAUAGAGCUAUCUCUGCGGCAAAAGCAAAAAGCAAAGGAGGGAGAUAUCAUGAGGUUUUUAUUUUAUUUUUGGCCUAGAUCUGAAUUUUCGUGUUCUUCAUCUGGAUUACUUUCUAUAUAGAUUUUUGUCUUCUUUUCUUUUCUUUUUCUUUUUUUAUUUUUAUAUAGGUUACAAAGUAACGAAAUUCAUUGUCAUGUCCAUGGAGGUUGUUCAGUUAUUCCCUCGUUAUUUUGUAUUGUAUAUUAUUAAGCUUAUAGAAUAGUAUAUAUCAUAUUGAAAA
Arachis ipaensis is the source of this 3151-nucleotide messenger RNA. RefSeq names its product protein transport protein SEC23 E. Gene Ontology annotation, biological process: endoplasmic reticulum to Golgi vesicle-mediated transport; COPII-coated vesicle cargo loading; intracellular protein transport. Lineage: Eukaryota; Viridiplantae; Streptophyta; Magnoliopsida; Fabales; Fabaceae. The record is from RefSeq and is a predicted model, not a curated record. Gene Ontology annotation, cellular component: endoplasmic reticulum exit site; COPII vesicle coat. Gene Ontology annotation, molecular function: GTPase activator activity; zinc ion binding.